AUGAAUCGACACCAUCCAUAUGGUGGGCCGUAUGAGAAUCCAUCUCCGCGAAGAGGUGGUCCGUCGUUUGGUCCAGACAGAUCCCAUCGCUUUUCUGAGCGCGGUGGCCCCCGCGGACGAGGUUUUGGCCGUGGGCGGGGUGGUGGAGGCGGAGGUGGUGGAGGAGGCGGAGGAGGAGGCGGAGGCAGCUCCUAUGGGGUCUAUGACGGAGGUGCUACACCAUAUGAUCAAGGUCCUUCACAAGGCGACAUGAAUGGUUACAACACGUAUGAAUCUGGGCCCGCGCAAGAUCCCUUCUACCAGAAUAGCAACUUCAAUUCAGCAACACCGGGGCAAUACUCCUCGCCUGAUACUUCUGGUCGCUACAAUCAAGAUUUCGGUGAAUUUGAAGACGGUUCAGGUCCUUCGUUUGGUCAGGGUAGUUAUGGUGGUCGACCACCGAAGCGCAUUCACCGUCGUGAAAGGGACGAUAAAGUCCACGACUCAAUAAUCGAAGAGCGGAUUCAGCGAGAACGUCCAUGUCGUACCUUGUUCAUUCGCAACAUUAAGUAUGAGACCAACAGCGAUGAUGUACGUCGUCUGUUUGAGGAGCACGGCGAAAUUCGCACAUUUUUCGAUCUGAUUGCAAACCGAGGGAUGGUAUUUGUUACUUACUUUGAUUUGCGCGCCGCGGAACGCGCCAGGGAACGGCUGCAGGGGUCAGAGAUUAGUGGGCGUCCAAUCGAUGUUCACUAUUCAUUACCUCGUGACGAUCACAGUUCCCGAGGAGACAAGUCCGAUAAAAAUCAGCAACUGCAAGGCACACUACUUGUCACGUUAAGGAAUUCAGCCACAGGUCAAGCAAUUGACGAUAACGAAGUUCGGCGAAAGUUCCAACAGUUUGGAGAUGUGAAGUCUGUGAAGCCUGCUGGAGAUCGAACCGAUCAGCGAUACGUUGAAUUCUAUGAUACAAGAGCGUGUGAGGAGGCACACGAUCGCUUGCGGCACCAGGGUCUCCAGGAUGGAGUAAUGGAUAUCGUCUUCGGGUCUGACAGCGAUGAUCCCCGCGCUGCUUCUCCUCGAGGAUACGACCGAGGACGUGACUGGGAUGAGCCUCCGGUACGCGGGCGUCGUGGCGGUCGCGGUGGGCGUGGCAGGGGCAGAGGAUAUGGCAGCGACGACUGGGAUCGUCGAAGCGAGUGGGGCAGAGAUCGCGAUCGUGGACGUUCUUACGAGGACGAAUACGGCAGGAACGGACGUGGCAGGGGUUAUGAUGAAUCGUUUGAUAGUAGGACUAAUUAUGGACCUCCUACUGGACCGUCCGGUCCCUCUGGCUAUGGCACUCCCCCUGUCCCGCCCCCGUAUGCGCAGCAGGCCGCGCCUCCCCCGCCUGUUGACGAACGCCUGGAGCAAGCGAAGAAGGUGCAACAGUUAUUGGCCGCUCUGAAACAGCCGCAGAGCGGUGCUGGAGCACCCGCUGCUCUGCCGGCGGCCCCGGCACCCCAACCAGCGAUGCAGCCACCCCCGAUGGCACAGCCAGUAACGAACGCGCCGUCAUACUAUGCUCCGCCGCCCAUGCCAAUGCCUCCACCGCAGCACCCUACAUAUCCCCCGAGCGGCAUGCCUGCCCAAGCAGCGAACUCUCCGUACUCAAUGCCACCGCAAUCAUCGACGCCCCAGCCCUCUGCGCCGCCUGCUGGCUCGUUGGCCAACUUCCCAUCAAAUAUUCUUGCGUUGCUGCAACAGAGCGGACAGGCGCCGCCUGCUCAGGCAGCACAGCCCUCGAUGCCGCCGCCGCCUCCUGCCUCGUACGGGAUGCAAUCUGGACCAAUGAUGGCGUCGCCGCCACCUGGUAUGCCUACGGGGCCUUCUGCCUCGCAGCCUUCCUACCAACAACUCAUGGCGUACUUGUCGCAGAAGCGUACGUGA
This is a messenger RNA of Sparassis crispa, 1908 nucleotides long. RefSeq lists its product as hypothetical. The transcript has 12 exons. The record is from RefSeq and is a predicted model, not a curated record. Lineage: Eukaryota; Fungi; Basidiomycota; Agaricomycetes; Polyporales; Sparassidaceae. Bases 1 to 1908 code for a protein of 635 amino acids. Gene Ontology annotation, molecular function: RNA binding.